Messenger RNA from Meira miltonrushii, 451 nucleotides. RefSeq lists its product as uncharacterized. The transcript has a single exon. The record is from RefSeq and is a predicted model, not a curated record. The annotation marks the transcript as partial. NCBI's taxonomy places the organism in Eukaryota, Fungi, Basidiomycota, Exobasidiomycetes, Exobasidiales, Brachybasidiaceae.
UGAUCGCACUUUCUGACUCUAAGGAAGACUAAGGCGAUCGUAGAGCGCGUUCUCCUUCUAACGAGAAUUUUUCCGAUCGUGACGAAGAAAUGAUGGCAGGAGCCGGGCAUCACGAUGAUGACGAGGAAAGCGAAGGGGGAACGGAAAACUCUUCUUCGGAGGAAGAAGGCGCUUAUGCGAGCAAUUCGGAUGAUGGAGCUUCACAAGAUUUUGACGAAGGAUUCGACGAUGGAGACCUAGACGACUUCGAUGAAGAUGGAGCGGAUGAUCUCGAUCUUGAUUGAUUGAAGGCAUGCACACCUCAAAAAGCGCAAUUUGUAGGUCAGACUGUACCUAUAAUGUCUGUAUCUAGCACACAACUGUAUCUUUGUAUUGUAUUCUCAUACGGCUUGAUAACCACACAACUUCUGAAGAAAGGCCACCUUACUGACAUUUGUAUCACCAACAACAC